Lathyrus oleraceus (garden pea) is the source of this 971-nucleotide messenger RNA. RefSeq lists its product as uncharacterized. The record is from RefSeq and is a predicted model, not a curated record. The transcript is spliced from 5 exons. Lineage: Eukaryota; Viridiplantae; Streptophyta; Magnoliopsida; Fabales; Fabaceae. The coding region runs from base 303 to 758 and encodes 151 amino acids.
AAAGAAAGAGUUGGAUACAAACUCACGUGAUUCAUUCCAUUCUCCACAACUCUUCAGUCUACAACAGAACCAAUUGGAAACUAGUGAAGUUGGCGCAAAACCCAGGCGAUUCAUUCCAUAGUCGCUGCCAGUGUGUGUUAGAGCUUUCAAAAUUGACCUAGCCACUGGCUCGCUGCUGUGUAGAGUAGAGCUGUGCGUGUGCUGUUGUUUCGUGUUCGCUUCCUCGUCGUUGUCGUUCCUCUGUAGCCUGUAGCGAUUCGUUGUUUCCAGUCUUAGGUGCUUACAGUAGUUGAUUCGAUCCCAUGAAGAAAGUUAGAAACUUGAAGAAGAGAUUGGAAAGACCCGUUGAGUUGGAUAAAAUCAACAAUGAGACUAGGGUUCAAGAUGUCGAUUGGAUUUGCUCUCUUUCAGAGUCUGAGAUUGAUUUUAUGAUUAGCUUGAAACUGUUGAUCACAAAGCGAGCAGAAAGGAUAGGGUGUAAAAACUUGGCUGACAGAUUUGACCUUAAGACGAUUCGAGCUAUUGCAUUUGUUUUGAUGGAAAAUCUCAAAACAGAGGUAAAAGAAACAUCACUUGUACCAGACACGGUAAAAUCUACUGCCUUCUUAGAUGCUUGCAACAUACUUAAAUGUAGUAAUGUGGUUUCUGCAACUAUUGAAGAGCUUAGUAAAACUGUUGGUGCUGAUAUACAACCUAUUCUAACAAGUUCGACGCCAACUUCCAAACGAAAGAAGCGGAAAGUUGGAAGCAAAGAGUAAGAUUUUAUCCUGGAAGGACCUGAAAUUUAUUCUCCUUAUUUUGUUGUCCUUACAUGUGCUGUGAAAACACUGAUUUUGAGUGUCUCCAUAGGCUAAUUAGCUAGUAAUAUUUUUUUAUUUGGUUAGCAUUAAAUAUUUUCUGCAAGAUUGUAUAUAUGUGAGAAAAAACCAGUGCGGAAAAUGAAGAUAUGAAGUUUUGCAAUCUUUCAAUGA